CGGAGGUCAGCCGUUGUGUGCACGGUCUCAGGCUGUACUGCCGCACUCACCCUUGUGCUCGCGCGGAACACGCGACGCGGGCCGGCGGCUGUCGAGGGCGCACCGGGAUUCUGAGGGCGCACCGGGAGUCUGAGGGCGCGAACACCGUCGGGAACGCGGCCUGUCGGCAGCGGAAGAUCUGCAGAGACGGCCUCGGGAGCACGAUUUGGCGCGCGGUCGACUGCAAACGACGUCGAGGCGGGAUUUCCGACUCCAGGACGAGGGCAACGCUCGAGUCCCGCGAUCCUGUAAAGAGUUAGCGAUGCAAUGUACACGGCGGUCCAUGAGGACGACCAGCUACGCCCGACUCGCGCCCGGGACCUACGCCGACUAGAUACAUAUGUACAAUGCGCCAUCCCAUGCCUCGCGCAACUACAGCACCGCUUCCAUCCCGCCGUGCCGUGGGCCCGCCGGUGACGAUCUCCACACCGCGCCCCUCUCCCACGGCGCCGCCGGGAACGUGCCUCUCCGCGACGUCCGCGCUGUGUACGGGAGGUCCAGCUCGCAAACGAACGCAGUCACAGGCGGCAAAUGUGGCCACACGUCCUGACCAUCCCCGAGGGUCCCCAUUGCGCGGCCGAGGCGCUGGCGAUGCGAGAACGUGCGGGCACCACGGUACCAUGCGUACAC
Molecule: messenger RNA, 669 nt
Organism: Trametes versicolor FP-101664 SS1
Lineage: Eukaryota; Fungi; Basidiomycota; Agaricomycetes; Polyporales; Polyporaceae
Exons: 4
Coding region: 380-589 (69 amino acids)
Source: RefSeq, a predicted model, not a curated record